Molecule: messenger RNA, 606 nt
Organism: Metarhizium acridum CQMa 102
Lineage: Eukaryota; Fungi; Ascomycota; Sordariomycetes; Hypocreales; Clavicipitaceae
Source: RefSeq, a predicted model, not a curated record
AUGUACACCAGGAACUUUGAACUCGCGCUGCUGCUGGCACUCUCUGCCGGUGCCAGCGCAGCAACAAUCCAGGUCGACGUCGGCGAGAAUGGUACUUUCACCUUCUCGCCAGAUACCGUCACGGCGGGCGUUGGGGAUACGCUGGAUUUCCACUUCUACCCACUCAACCACAGCGUCGUCAUGGGCGACUUCAGCAACCCGUGUGCUCCGGCCAAGACUGGUGGUUUCUUCUCGGGGUUUAUGCCGGUUUCCUCUGGCGAGGCUACCGACUCUUUCCAAGUCAAAGUCAACUCGACAGACCCCAUCUUCUUUUACUGCGCGCAGACUGUUCUCGAGCAUUGUAAAAAUGGAAUGUCUGGCGUCGUCAACCCGUCCUCUUCCCAGACUCUCGGCUCCUAUAAGAACGCAGCCAAGUCUGUGAGCACUGCAAGUCACCCUGCAAAUGUGUUUGGAGGUACAUUAGUUUCAUCUAGCCAUACGUCUGCCUCGGCUAGUCCCAGCCCGACGAGCACUGGAGGAGGCGCCCAUGGAGGUGCAGAUGCGAGGGCUCCGGUUGGGGCAGUGGUUGCUUUUGCCUUGGGCAUGGCCGCCUUUCUUGUUGGCUAA